This is a messenger RNA of Malus domestica (apple), 306 nucleotides long. RefSeq names its product serine/arginine-rich splicing factor SC35-like. NCBI's taxonomy places the organism in Eukaryota, Viridiplantae, Streptophyta, Magnoliopsida, Rosales, Rosaceae. Gene Ontology annotation, molecular function: RNA binding. The record is from RefSeq and is a predicted model, not a curated record.
AUGUCGCACUUCGGUCGAUCCGGACCUCCGGACAUCAAAGACACCUACUUCUUCCUCGUCCUCAACAUCACUUUCCGAACCACCGCGGAUGACCUCUUCCCGCUCUUCGACAAGUACGGCAAGGUCGUCGAUGUCUUCAUUCCCCGAGACCGGAGGACUGGUGAUUCUCGCGGAUUUGCUUUUGUCCGAUAUAAGUAUAAGGACAAGGCGCAUAAGGCAGUGGAGAAGCUCGAUGGGAAAGUUGUUGAUGGAAAAGAGAUUAUGGUUCAGUUUGCCUUGUACGGCCCCAAUGCGGAGUGGAUGUAA